GCUAUCAAAGUCCAAAUUACCGGUAAGGGAAAAUGCAAAUGGAUGGAAAUAAUGCGCAAAAGUUCGAACAAUGAAACCUCAACACGUAGUUUAUUCUAUUCCAGUAAAGAAAUUUAUGCACACAGCGAAAGCCCGCUGGCUGCGUUUGAGCCGCGAGGUGUUGAGUUAAAUCCUGGUGAACACACUUUUGACUUUUCCAUGCCUUUAGAAUGGAAUCUACCAUCCAGCUUUAAAGGCAGUUAUGGUUCCAUAAAGUAUAAACUGCGUGUACUCAUACAGCGUCCAUGGACUUUCGAUGAACGUCAUAUCAUUCCCAUUAAAGUGGUGAAGCAUAUGCCCUUGCAUGCAACAUAUCGUGCCAAUCCUACAUCCUUAGAAAAGCAAAUAACGAAAACGAUUAGUUUAUUUGGUACACGUCCAAUAACAAUGGUAGCAUUGUUGCCGGAAGACUUUGCAGUACGCGGUGAACCAAUGCGUAUAUGUGUUACCGUUACCAACAAUAGCACAACCAAUGUCGAAAAGUUGCGUUUCUCAGUGUUGCAAUACAUUUGGUACUACAGCCAUGUGCCUUUACGCAUACAGAAAACUGAAUGUGUUAGCAUAUUAUGUAAAGAAACAGGAGCUGUGCAAAAAAAGAGUGAACGGUCAUUUGCUCAUGAACUACUUCUGCCAAUUACAGCACAACCAUCAGAUGAUCAAUUUAGCGGUGUCAUAAAUAUAUCCUAUGAGCUACGCGUUGAAGCUGUUUUACGUGGUUUCUUUAAGAAUUUAGUGCUUAAUUUGCCAUUUAAAAUGUACUCAUAUGUUGAAGGUAAUGGUGUAACUAUGUCAAUACCUCCACCACCACGUCCUCCACCGACAUAUGCAACAAAUGAAAACAAUUCCACUGCUGCUAAUAAUAUGAGCAAUUCAUUUGACUCUGCCACAUCAGCGUUUGCAGCGUAUCCCAUGUUAGAUACAUUAAUAGGAUCACCAACGCAUUCAGCACAAUUUAGCGAAUCCAGUUCAAUUAAUUCUACGACAUCUGAUUCUUCUGCGGCAACAUUAAGUCCAGCUGUCGGUGGUGCAGCUUUAUCAUAUACUUCAGGCUCAUCUUCCCAGUUCAAUAGCCCAACUACUCGUAACAGUUUUCGUAGUUCGAAUGUGCCGUAUAUGCCAUAUUCGAGUAGUCCACGUAUGGUUAGUUCCUAUCCUCCACCACAUUUCUCAGCAUACGCACUGCCAGAUUCACCACAAUAUUCACCUUUGCCAUCAACAUCUUAUCUGCGAGGACGAGAGCCACCAGGAGCACACGAACAAC
This is a messenger RNA of Teleopsis dalmanni, 1300 nucleotides long. Its product is annotated as arrestin domain-containing protein 3-like. The record is from RefSeq and is a predicted model, not a curated record. NCBI's taxonomy places the organism in Eukaryota, Metazoa, Arthropoda, Insecta, Diptera, Diopsidae. Gene Ontology annotation, biological process: protein transport. Gene Ontology annotation, cellular component: cytoplasm.